AUGCGCACCUUUAUUUCCAUACGUACCUUCGUUCCUGUUGACUAUGAAGCGCACACGGUAAGAAAGCGGAACGUCAUCGCCCAUUUCCCGAAGGCGGAACACCAGACGAGCCCAACUCUGGACCUGGAAAAGAUUUUCCCGGGAAACGACAAGUUGCAGGAGAAGAUGAAGGACUUUUUGAGCAGACUGACCCCCGAAUCCAGCGAGCUCCUUACUUCCAGUCUGGACGGUGCAAGCGUAGACGAGCAGGUAAGCGAGACGCCUGCGGAUACUCCCCCUCGUAACGCUGGGUUUCAGGCCAAGGUACUCAACAACCUCAGAAAGCUAAACAGGUACUACUUGACGCAGCCGAACAUGGAAAUUCCCCUGCAAGCGAGCACCUUGAAGAGCCUCAAGAAGAUGUAUCAGAAGGACGCGGGCGUCGAAAGCACCUCGCCGGAGAGCGUUGAGGAUGAGAAUGAAGCCAAGGAGUUCCUGAGCAGACUGACGGAACCUUCCAAGGAGUUGAUCCGCGACCACUUGGCCACUUUAAGCCCUGAGCUACAAGUCAAGUUCUUGGACCACCUGGUGAACCUCUCCAAGGAAACUUUGAAGAAACCCGGCGAGGAAAUUCACGUGCAACCGUCGACUUUGGACGAGCUAAGGAAGAACCUGCUGAAGAAACCGGACGGGGACGAGCUGACGAAUCUCACCAGUACAAUUCCAGACCAGGAGCACCAGGAAAUGGCCAAGGCGUUUCUGGACAGUCUGACGAAGAAAUCGCAGGAUUUGGUACGAGACCAACUCGCCAAGGUUGAUCCCGAGGAUUUGGGCGAACUGAUUGAGGCACUUUCCAAGCUGGUCGAGCCGUCUGAAGGAAAACCGAGCGGAAAGCGCGUGCUCACUCCCAAAGCGCUCAAAAAGGCUAUAAAACAGUACGAGGAGGAAAAGAAGAAGCCCAACCUGGACGUGGACAAGAUGUUCGCCGAUGACCCCGAACGAAAGCAACGGGCGGGCAUCUUCCUGCAAGCAUUGACCAAAGACUCACUGGAUGCGGUCCGCCGGCACUUCCGCGGCCUGGAUUUGGAUCAGCAGGCCCGAAUUCUGACGUACCUCACUGACCUGAGCAACAAACUGAAGGGAAAACCCGGCGUGGACCUCGUCGUCACCCCCGAUACGCUGAAAGAGGUUGUCAAAAUGGACGACGAGAAACCGCUCGGCCCCAAGUCGCGUAAGUUACCCGCAAGCGUUAUGGAGAACAUUAGCCCAUCGAAUCAGGAGAAGGUUAGGGACUUCUGGUCCACCCUUUGCCAAGAAUCCAAGGACCUCGCCAUCGAUUACCUAGGAAAGCUGCCGAGGAAACAGCAGGAGCAGUUCCUUCUCAACGCAAUCGAGCUAAAUGGGAAGGGAACGGAAGCGGAGGUCUGUCCAGAUUCCUUUGAGAAGGCUGUGCCUGGUGAAGCGGCUCCUCGUGCCGUUACCAAGGCUGCCAAGGCAAAGCCAAAGGAGGUAACCACAGAUAACUGGGCCAUUACGUUCCCCACUCCGAAGACGACGACCAAAAAUCAAGUGAAGGUCACGUCUACUGAAACCCCAACUGAAACCGAGGAGACUGAGGUGAGCGAGAACUGUACGACGACGACCGAGGUAACCACCACCACCACGACCGAGCCGCCAAGCACGACUCAAGCCCAAACAACGGAAACGGCCACGACUGAACAAGAAACUGAAACCACGACGGUCGAAGUAACCACCUCAACAACGGAAGCUACAACGACAGAAAAGCCGGCAGUUACCGAGGCGUCCACCACCACUACGAAGACGACGACUGAAGUUGAGGAGAUGGUGAACGAUCAGCCUCACUCAGAAGAGUCCGAGGUGGCAGAGGUGGAAUGUCCAUACGAGAUCAUCGGUCUCUUCCUGGAACACCCCGAGCAUGUGGCACCCGUCAACAAGUUCUGGACGAGACUUACAUCUAAGGCACAGAUGCAACUCCUGGACUGUAUAAGUGGACUAAACCUUUCAGAUAAGCGGCUCGCCCUCCUCCACCUUGUCAACCUGUGUAAGCAGCCCGAUGAACACGCGGCCAUGAUCGACCUGGAUUAUGAGACAAUUAGACACAUCAUAAGCCUCGCAAUACCCGAACCGGCGCACACGGGAAAUUUUCAGAUUGCAGAACAGGGUUCAGUUCCGGUCAAUAUUCAUAGUGUUUUCCAGGACGAGCAGGGUGCGGUGGACGAGCUCUGGAAGAAAUUGACGCCGGAAUCACAGAAUUGUCUCCUUACCAAGCUGGAGAAUUUAUCCCCUGAAGGCAAGGUACAAGUUCUUCGCCAUUUGCUCAGCAUCACUAAAAACACGCAGGUGCAACCAGGAAUGCACAUCGAUUUAGAUUCGGUCAUGCUUGAACAGAUAGUAAAAGAGGCAGUGGAGGCAGAGAAACUAGCGGAGGUGCCGUCGGAAAUUAAGAACCUCUUUAAACAACCGGAGGACCAGGACCUCAUCGAGAAGCUAUGGCAGAGGCUCACGCCUACGUCACAGGGUCUACUCCUCAAAGACAUGGAGGGUCUUAGUCUGCAAGGAAAGGCCCAAGUUCUACAACGCCUGGUCAACAUGACCAAACGCAUAGAGAACGAGCGAGGGAUGCACAUUGUUUUAGAUCCGAACACCAUCGGAGAGCUGGUAGAACCAGAAGGAGCGGAAGGUUCUCCGUGUUCUCAGCACCAGGAGGUCCCAUACGAGGUUAAGUGCCUUUUCGAUGACUUACCCAACGAGCUUGACUUCGUGACCAACUUCUGGCGGAGGCUGACGGCUAUGGCGCAGAAUCUUCUCAGCGACUGCCUCGGAAACGUUUCUUCCUUGCAAAAGCGUCUUGCCCUUCUUCACCUGGCCCGCUUGAACGACGCAAUCGAGGAGGGACCGUGUCGCAAGAUUGGUUUGGACGCUGACGUCGUGAAAGGGGUCGUGGGGGAGACCGCCAAGGCGUGUUGCGAGGUCGGUGAGUUGCCUAAGAUUAAGGUGGUGAUUGCGAAACCUGCGGGCUGUUGUGAAGAAGUGCCGAAGCAAACGGUAACGGAAACAACUACAGAACUGGCAGCUACGGUUCCGUGCGAAGAAGCGACGGAACCACCGAAGGUUACCACGACGGAAACUUUAGAAGAAACCACUGAGCAAGUUGUAGAAAAAACGACAACGGAGGAACCAAUGCAGGGUGACCAACCGUACGACGACGAAGUUGAGGAAUCUACGGAAAUAACUGAAGGGACAACAGAGGAAACAACUGAGCACACAACUCAACAAUUAUUCGACGAAUGGGAAGAAAUGCAAGGUGACCAACCGUACACUGAAGAAUCUGAAGAACACACCGAAGGGGCUCCUGAACCAUCUACUGAGGCUGAAGAAACAACCGAGCAAACUACUGAGGCAACAACAGAACUCGAAACUACUGAAGUAACCGAGACAACAACAGAAGAAACGACUGAGACGUCAACGGAAAUUGACACUACUGAGGUAACCGAGUGGACGACGGAGCCAACAACUGAAGAAACUACUGAGCUUGAAACUGAGGAAACCACUGAGCUACUAACCACUGAGGUAACCGAAUGGACGACCGAGCCAACAACGGAGGAGACUACUGAGGCAACAUCGGAGCUUGAAACUACGGAGGCAAGUGAGACAACCACUGAAGCUGAAACUACCGAAUGGACGACCGAGCCAACAACGGAAGAGACUACUGAGGCAACAACUGAGCUUGAAACUACGGAGGCAACCACUGAAGCUGAAACUACCGAAUUGACGACCGAGUCAACAACGGAAGAGACUACUGAGGCAUCAACGGAGCUUAAAACUACGGAGGCAACUGAGGCAACCACUGAAGCUGAAACUACCGAAUGGACGACAGAGCCAACAACCGAGGAGACUACUGAGGCAACAACGGAGCUUGAUACUACGGAGGCAAGUGAGGCAACAACUGAAGCUGAAACUACCGAAUGGACGACCGAGCCAACAACGGAAGAGACUACUGAGGCAACAACGGAGCUUGAAACUACGGAGGCAACCACUGAAGCUGAUACUACCGAAUGGACGACCGAGCCAACAACGGAAGAGACUACUGAAGCAACAACUGAGCUUAAAACUACGGAAGUAACAGAGACAACGGAGGAAAUAACCGAAGAGACUACUGAGGUAGCAACAGAGCCUGAGACAACGGAAACUACCGAAAUAACGGAACAAACAACGGAAGAGGCUACCACUGAAACUACUAUGGAAACAACUGAGGCAACAACCGAGCCAACGACGGAACUUGAAACCACGGAACCAACCGAGGAGACGACAGAACAAACAACUGAACUUGAAACCACGGAGGCAACAACGACGACCGAAGAGCCCCAUCAUGAGGACGGCGAGGUGGACUUGGACUACCUGCUACCCAACAACAAGGAACUUCAGAAAAAAUUCCGGCUGUUCAUGGACGAAUCCGAUGAGGGUACACAGGCAACGCUCGGCUACAUCUUCGGUAGUCUAAAGACGAUACCCAGAAAGGCAAUGGACGAGCUUAUGGAGAUCCUCAGCACUGACCACAGCAAUGAGGAAAAACUUAACGAGGUGCUUCAAUGGAUUAAUCGGCUGCCGAAAGAUGUCACUGAGAGCUUAAGCAUUUUCAUCCCUACAGACGAGGACUCUCAAGCGUCCCAAGGGCUGGAUCUGGAUGAACUGCUUCCCGGCAAUCCAGAUCUAAAGCACAAAGUCGAAGAUUUGAUCGGAUCCCUGGCUCCUCAAGACCAAAUGCACCUGCAGCAAAUGCUGAGCGACUUAGAACCACUUCCAUCAGAGAACCAACACCAACUGAACCACUUUUUGGAUUACCUCCAAGGCGAUUCAUCAACCAUGCUGAACGAGAUGGUGAACUGGAUGAACUCACUUCCGGAUUACAUUACUGGAAAUCGUCAGUUUACCACUCCGCGAGCGUGGGAAAGCGAGGAGGAGGUGACGGUACUCACGAUCCACCUGGAGAACAUCCCCCAGGAAGAUCUGCGAAACGCUUGGAUCGACUACCCGAGGCUCAUCCCCUACAAUGAACCGCUACAGGACGAACUCCGCCACUUCAUCGACGGCUUGGAUCCCACCACCGAGGAGUCGGUCAGGUAUAUUUUGAGUAGGUCGGGCACUUUGUCGCCGGACGAAGAGUAUCAGCUCGCCGACUUUCUGGAGAGGUCUAGGGGUAGACCGCCGCAGGUAGGUACUGGUCAACCACCUAGGUGGCCAUCGGCAAUUGCAGGUAAUUGUACAUUUACUUAUUAAGGACAACAUCGAAGGGCUCGUACGAUUCCUCUUCAGCCUCCCUGCCGCGAAAAACCUAGGUCUAGCCGUACCCGGGAGCCCUACGGAGGCUCAAAGACCGGACGAUAACACCCAUGAGUCCCAAGAAAUCGACUUGGAUUACAUAGCUCCAGAUAACGGGGAACUACAGGAACAAAUACACGACUUCGUCAACCAGUUGGAUCGCGCCUCAAAGAAAGAGGCGUUCAAAAUCCUUCAGAAUUCGCCGCCCUUAUCUCCACAAGCUCAG
This is a messenger RNA of Photinus pyralis (common eastern firefly), 5545 nucleotides long. RefSeq lists its product as uncharacterized. The transcript is spliced from 64 exons. The record is from RefSeq and is a predicted model, not a curated record. NCBI's taxonomy places the organism in Eukaryota, Metazoa, Arthropoda, Insecta, Coleoptera, Lampyridae. Bases 1 to 5277 code for a protein of 1758 amino acids.